Coffea arabica (coffee) is the source of this 1551-nucleotide messenger RNA. RefSeq names its product glutaminyl-peptide cyclotransferase-like. The record is from RefSeq and is a predicted model, not a curated record. Lineage: Eukaryota; Viridiplantae; Streptophyta; Magnoliopsida; Gentianales; Rubiaceae. Gene Ontology annotation, molecular function: glutaminyl-peptide cyclotransferase activity.
UGCUUUCCCUGUCAAAUGGUCAACUGGUUUUUACACUAGAACUCCGUUAAACCGUAAUUGCACGUUGAGCCGUUAGACCGUCACACUAGACUUCAGUUGGCAAAAUCGAAAUUGGCCGUCGCGAUUGCGGAGGACUCUGCGUUUCCAUUUUUCCUCUCUUCUUUUAACUUCUAUCGAUGCCAUCAUCGCUCGGCAGCAGUCCUACGGUGAUCAUCUCUAAAUCAACAUUUGAAAUCUGGCAAUUCUUUGUCGAAAUAUGAACAGGAGUUGAUGGCGAAUGUAUCGGCGAGGAAGAAGUCUAACAAGAGAUCGAAUUCGAAUUUGAAGCGCCAGCAGCAGUCGUCGGUGGCCUCUCCUUCCAUGUCUUUUCGUCUCAAACACAGGAGAAAGAUCAUUCUGUUGACUACAGUUGCUGUGGCUUGGGGCGUGUUACUAACGGUGAGCCGUACAUCGAUAUCUUCCACCGCCUUUCAAUCAAAACUUCAAUCCAGCCAUCUUCACACUGUCGAAGUGGUCAACGAAUUCCCUCAUGACCCCGGCGCCUUCACUCAGGGCCUUUUGUAUGCAGAAGAUGAUACGUUGUUUGAAUCAACUGGCCUUUACGGAAAUUCAUCUGUGCGGAAAGUGGCUCUUCGGAGUGGAAAGGUUCAAGCUAUUCAGAAAAUGAAGAGAAGUUAUUUUGGAGAAGGUUUGACUCUUCUUGGAGAAAGGUUGCUUCAAGUUACUUGGUUGCGGAAUAUUGGUUUCAUUUAUGACCGGAAUGAUUUAAGCAAAUUUGAGGAGUUUACCCAUCAAAUGCAAGAUGGUUGGGGAUUGGCUACUGAUGGAAAAAUUUUGUUUGGGAGCGAUGGAUCAUCAACCUUGUAUCAGAUGGAUCCUCAAACCAUGAAAGUUAUUAGUAAACACAUUGUGAAGUAUCAAGGACAUGAAGUACGCUAUCUCAAUGAAUUAGAGUACGUAAACGGUGAAGUUUGGGCAAAUGUUUGGCAGACUGACUGUAUUGCUAGAAUCUCGCAUGAUGAUGGUACUAUGCUAGGAUGGGUCCUCCUCCAUAAUUUGAGGGAAGGGUUAAUAGCUGCUGGGUUCACGGGAAUUGAUGUUUUAAAUGGCAUAGCUUGGGAUAAAGACAAAAACCGUCUUUUUGAGUUGCACUCUUUGCUGUCUUGAAUCGUUGUGCUUCGCCUAAGGCUGUCAUUGAGCAGUGCAAGGACUUCCAAAAGAAUCUGAAUGUGUUAUUUGCAGUGACUGGAAAGCUGUGGCCAAAGCUGUAUGAGAUCAAGCUGCACCCCAUUCAAACGCCCUUUAAUGGAGACGUUGAGAAGAUCUGCAUACCAAGGGCAAUCCAUUUUUGACCGAGCAUUGGGAACUUAUAUGCCUCUUUGAAGGUAGGCAUCUCUGUGGCGGCUCAACAAAAAAAUUGGCCCUGAUGGGCGUAUUAAAGAAUAUGGGAGGAGUUACAGAUGGGCGUAUUUUGUAGGUGAUACUGCUGUACCAUACUUGGCAGUAAUUUAUUUAUCCAAUUAUUCAGCAAAAGCAUAGAGAAGCGACUAA